Messenger RNA from Entrophospora candida, 127 nucleotides. NCBI's taxonomy places the organism in Eukaryota, Fungi, Glomeromycota, Glomeromycetes, Entrophosporales, Entrophosporaceae. The record is from the annotation of a GenBank genome assembly.
AUGUCAAAUAUUACGAUCAAAGAACCUUAUGACUAUGACAAUACAUUAAUAAUUUUAUCAGAGGAUGAAAAAUUUGUAGAUAUAAUAAAUAACCUAAGAUAUGAAGAUGUUGCAAAAAGCAUGAGAG